Molecule: messenger RNA, 2073 nt
Organism: Rhea pennata
Lineage: Eukaryota; Metazoa; Chordata; Aves; Rheiformes; Rheidae
Gene: SLC34A1
Product: solute carrier family 34 member 1
Exons: 12
Coding region: 22-2073 (683 amino acids)
Biological process (GO): intracellular phosphate ion homeostasis; sodium-dependent phosphate transport
Cellular component (GO): apical plasma membrane; brush border; vesicle
Molecular function (GO): sodium:phosphate symporter activity
Source: RefSeq, a predicted model, not a curated record
UGCUCAGACUCUCCAGGGACGAUGCUGCCUUACCGGAGGGAGAGUCCUGCCGUGCCCUGCUGCCCGGUGCGGGGAGGAAGGGUGCUGCACGGGCCCCAGUUCACCUACUGCCCCAGCCCUCAAGCUCUGCACAGGCUGCCCGGUGCCCAUGCCUACCCGUUCGCUGUCGGUGCCGUGGCGCACCCUGACCACAGCUUCCUGUGCCCCGGCUCGCCGGGGCGGCUGGUGGAGGGCAUGGAGCGGUACGAGCUGGACACGCUCCCCGCCAGGCCCUGGCAGGGGCCCCGGCUGCCCUUGGAUGAGCUGCAGAAGCCAGGGCUGGGGUGCUGGGAGAGGGUCCAGUCCAUCUGUGUCUCCCUUCUCAAGGUGCCCCUGAUGUUCGGCUUCCUGUACCUCUUCGUGUGCUCCCUGGACGUGCUCAGCUCUGCGUUCCAGCUGGCUGGAGGCAAGGUAGCCGGUGACAUCUUCAAAGACAAUGCCAUCCUCUCCAACCCUGUAGCCGGGCUCGUGGUGGGCAUCUUGGUGACUGUGCUGGUGCAGAGCUCCUCCACCUCCACCUCCAUCAUCGUCAGCAUGGUCUCCUCAGGGCUGCUGGAGGUGCGCUCUGCCAUUCCCAUCAUCAUGGGCUCCAACAUUGGCACCUCUGUCACCAACACCAUCGUGGCCCUCAUGCAAGCUGGCGAUCGCAGUGAAUUCAAACGGGCCUUCGCCGGCGCCACAGUGCACGACUGCUUCAACUGGCUGUCAGUGCUGGUCCUGCUGCCGCUAGAGGUGGCAAGCGGGUACCUGCACCAUGUCACUCGCCUGGUCGUGGCCACCUUCAACAUCCGCAGUGGGAAGGACGCCCCUGACCUGCUGAAGAUCAUCACGGAGCCCUUCACCAGGCUUAUCAUCCAGCUGGACAAGACGGUGAUCACAGGCAUCGCAACAGGGGACGAGAGCAUGCGCAACCGGAGCCUCAUCCGCAUGUGGUGUGGGCAUGCACCCCUGCAGACUCCCGCCAUGGAGCUUGGGGCCCCCCCAAACUGUACAGCCCCUGGCCACUGUGGCACCAACGGCACUGAGAGCUUCCGCAACGUCACGGGGCAGAAAUGUGGGCACCUCUUCACGGACACGCCACUGCCGGACCUGGCUGUGGGGCUGGUGCUGCUUGCUGGGUCCCUCAUUGUGCUCUGCACCUGCCUUAUCCUCCUGGUCAAACUUCUCAACUCCCUGCUCAAGGGGCAGGUGGCCAAAGCUGUCCAGAAGGUCAUCAACACAGACCUCCCACACCCGCUCAGCUGGCUCACUGGGUACUUCGCCAUGGUGGUGGGCGCUGGGAUGACCUUCGUGGUGCAGAGCAGCUCCGUCUUCACCUCAGCCAUCACACCUCUGAUUGGCCUGGGGGUGAUCAGCAUAGAGCGUGCCUACCCGCUAACCCUCGGCUCCAACAUCGGCACCACCACCACUGCCAUCCUGGCUGCCCUGGCCAGCCCUGGGGACAAGCUGGCCAGCUCCUUCCAGAUCGCCCUCUGCCACUUCUUCUUUAACAUCUCCGGCAUCCUGCUGUGGUACCCGCUGCCCUUCACUCGCCUCCCCAUCCGCAUGGCCAAGGCGCUGGGCGAGCGCACGGCCAAGUACCGCUGGUUCGCCGUGCUGUACCUCAUCGUCUGCUUCCUCCUGCUGCCCUCGCUGGUCUUCGGCAUCUCCAUGGCGGGCUGGCGGGUGCUGGUGGGGGUGGGCGCACCCUUCCUCGGCCUCCUCUUCUUCGUGGGGCUGGUCAAUGCCCUGCAGCGGCGCAGCCCCAGGCGCCUGCCCAAGUGGCUGCAGACCUGGGACUUCCUCCCAGCCUGGAUGCACUCGCUGCAGCCCCUCGACAGCCUCAUCACGCGGGCCACGCUGUGCUGCACCGACCGCUGCCGCAGCCCCGACGGCUGGGACGAGCACGACGGCGCCCUGGCCCCCGCCGGCCCCCACGACAAGGCCAGGCUGGGCCUCGACAACCCCGCGCUCUCCCACCCGGAGGAGGGUCCCAGCCCUGCCGCCCAGCUGGGGUCCCCUCGCCUGCCCCCGCACGGGGCCACCCGCCUCUAG